AUGCACAGCAAUGGAUUGACCAUCAAUGACGUUAACUGCUUUUACUCAAUCGAGAAAAACUUUCAAUUCUUCCCAAAAGAUUUAGACAAAAUAUUCAAUAAUCUUGAAGGAAUUGUGAUUGCUAAUGCACACAUUAAGGAGGUUCAUCAGAAUGACUUGAAACCAUUCACUAAGCUAGUUCAUCUUGGUCUUCAUGUCAAUGAAAUCGAAAUUAUUGACGAGGAUUUAUUCAAAUUUAAUCCAAAUUUAAAAAUGAUUUCGUUGCGCGACAACAAAAUUAAGCAAAUUCACUCGAAAGUCUUUGACAAUUUGCCUCAUUUGGUUAAGUUAAGGCUGCUAGGCAAUCAAUGCAUUGACAAAGAUUCAGAAUUAAGUUCAAAAUCGGCUGGAGACAUCAUUAAGCUAGUCAAACUUCAAUGCACAAUAAGUGAGCAGCUCAACAUUGAAAAACAGAUCAAAAACCUCGAAAAUGACGUCAAUCACAUCAAAUUUGAAGAUUAUGAGGCAAACAGCACGAAAAUCGAAGAAAAUUUCACUAAAAUCGAAGCUCAAAUCAAAGAUUUAGGCUUGCCGAAGUCGCAUGAUUUGAGCGUCAUGCUGGAAAAUGUCAAAAAUGUCAAAAUUCCAUUUGUCGUGUCGCUGUUCAAAGAAAUUCAAAAUUCAUCCCAAAAAUCAUCAGACGACAUCCAUAAUUAUCAUGCAUCAAUAGUAAAUUUAGAUCAUCAAGUGUCAGCUUUUCAAGAAGACCUAGAAAGCAUUAAAUCAGAAGUUUAUUCAAAUUUCCAGGAGAUUCUAGACAACCUCGAUCAAAUGUCUGACAAAAUUGGACAAAAAGUUGAUGAGAAGUUUAAUGAAAUCACAAAAAGCAUGCAGACAGCUCAAGGUCAACUGUUUUCAAUGUUAAAUGACAAAAUAAAAAGCAUUGAAAAUGGCUUGAAUGAUUUCAGUCUGAAAUGUCAGGAAAAUAAUAAUUUUAAAAGGGGUCAUUCAUAAAUUAUGUUAAAUAAAAUG
Molecule: messenger RNA, 1011 nt
Organism: Chironomus riparius
Lineage: Eukaryota; Metazoa; Arthropoda; Insecta; Diptera; Chironomidae
Source: the annotation of a GenBank genome assembly